Fusarium redolens is the source of this 2114-nucleotide messenger RNA. RefSeq lists its product as uncharacterized. The coding region runs from base 37 to 1920 and encodes 627 amino acids. The record is from RefSeq and is a predicted model, not a curated record. The transcript has 5 exons. Gene Ontology annotation, biological process: regulation of DNA-templated transcription; DNA-templated transcription. NCBI's taxonomy places the organism in Eukaryota, Fungi, Ascomycota, Sordariomycetes, Hypocreales, Nectriaceae. Gene Ontology annotation, molecular function: DNA binding; zinc ion binding; DNA-binding transcription factor activity, RNA polymerase II-specific.
CAAAGAUUUUCCAAUGACACACAGAACAGGCAGGUCAUGGAGUCUGCAAAGCGGAAGCGAGCCGCCAAGGCAUGUAAUUACUGUCGAAAGAGGAAGAGGAAAUGCGAUGGCAGACAGCCAGUCUGUACGCUUUGUGAAGAGGCGAAUAACUCCGAGUGCGAGUAUCGCGAUGAAGGGAAUGAGUCAAAGCGCAUUGCUAUCCCUGUUGAUCGUGUUGAUGAGAUCUUUGAUCGUCUUGAAUCUCUUGAAUCAACCUUUCAGUCCGCUAUAGCCCGUCAACGAGAUCGAAGUCCUAUCUCAACACCUUUCCCAGCAUCAACGCCCUACGCACCAUAUCCCAUAAUGCGACAUAACGAACCAAUUAGCCCUGAAGAUGGAAUAGUAGCUGCUUCAUCAGUUCACUCAACAGGACCUGGUACACAAACAUCUUUAUCUCAAUUCGCUAAUAACAAUGUAUUCAACACAACGAUGGACAUACCACUUUCUCACUCAUCCACAACGGGGAAUUUACUGAGAUCUGCGCCUGCGAAAGCACUACUGGGUCAUUAUCCUUCAGAUCUGUUUCUUCAUAUUGAGUUGAGAAGACCGAUUCCUGAGGGCUUGAGGUUAAACGCCGUGCCAGCGAGUCAAAUUGACUUACCGACGUUAUCACCCAACGAAACAGAUCAUCUCGUCAGAAAUUACUUCCAGCUCGUUCAUCGCUUCCAUCCGAUUCUUGAUCAACGAGCUUUUUAUGAUUUAUAUGAUAGAACUGUUGAGCACGGUGCACGGCCUGAUCUUCCCUCAUCACUGGUCCUCGUUGUCCUUGCACUUGGCUCUGUUGCUGCCGAGACGCCGAAUCGAAUGGAUGCGAAUUGGAGCCCGGGGGUAAAGUUCUUUACACCGGCUGUGAGGCUUUUACUCACGGAGUCGUUGUGCUCGUUUGGCGGUGAUCCGCUUUUACCGCAGGCGUUGUAUCUUGCUGCGUUGUAUUAUAGUUAUUUGUCGAGGCCUUUGCUUGCGUGGAGGUUGGUGCAUAUGGCUUCCACUGAUGUCCAGCAUUAUUGGAUCAGAUCAGAGAAGUUGCUGCGAGAUGGUCAAAGCGGUUCGCAAGAUCAGUCAAUUCUUCGAGUCUUCUGGGCCAUACUCGUACUCGAAUGUGACAUCCUCGCAGAACAUCAUCUCCCUCGCAGCGGUAUCGAAAAGAUCGUCGACAAACUUCCCUACCCUUGGUCCGAUGGCCCUUCCGAACCUUACAUGCACCGCUGGCUCGCCGACCUCUCAUCACGUCGCCUUCUGAAUCGUAUUCACUACGUUCUCUACGCAGAAGCUGAACCAGGUACAGGCGAUAACUCAGCAGAUAACUCCGAAGAAACCCAAUCGAGUCUUCCAAACUUAGCUCAUGAGUUGAACCGCCAGCUUGGUGCGUGGUAUCAUCUUCUUCCUCAUAGUAUCCGACCAAAUCUUGAGAUUCCUCCAAUAGGGAUUGAUGAUACCAUGGUUACUAUAAGAUAUCACACAACAGGCGAUAUCAUUUACAGACCAUUUCUGUAUCAGGUUUGUGCUCUUGCGCCGGGGACGCAACCUAACCCUGCGACACUUGAGAAUGCGAGACAAUGUCUUGUGCACUGUCGCAGGUACCUUAAUGCGGUUGAAUUUGCAGUCCAUGCGCCGACGGCGUCUUUGGAGAAUCUCUUGCAUGGGUAUGUCUAUACCGAGUGUAGAACAACAAUUACUAACAGUCCCAGGACCAUGGCGGUGGUAUUACUCCUCUCAUUCGCAGCCUUCUCAAGAUUGGAUGCCCUCAGAGUCCCUGAUCUCAACCAAUUACAAGACAAGGGAAUAAGGAUCUGCGAAAGAUGGGCGUUCCCAGGAUCGAGUAUAGAGCAAAUGGUAGUUAUUCUGCGCGCCCUCCGAGCAAAAUGCAUUGAUACAGGAUGAGAGCAAGCUCUAUAGAAAAGAACGUCAAUGUGUAGAUUGCAGAAAUUUAAUCAAUUCGGUAUCAUGGCUGUGCAUACCCGGUCCCGGAAAUGGCCAAUCCAAAGGCGAGGUCCAUUGAUUUUUGACAUUAAGGGCGCGCGCUAGUCAUCGUCGGAAGCAGGGCCGAGAUCUUUCCAGAAGCCACUAAUUCAAAC